AUGUCCGCCUCGAAUAACAAUCACAACGAUUCGCCACAGACUUACGAGCCAACCUCGCCAACGGAUUUUGUUGGAAACAAUAACCGAAGGUCAAUGGCAUCAUCACCACAACCAAUGGCAAGCGGAGUGCAGGAAAGCUCUCCUGACCCAGUGGCCGCUCCAAUAACAAGCCCUCGAUCUGCCCGGUUCGCGGAAGCAACUGCAAUUCACUCGCCUACUGCUAUGGAAAACAGUAGAUCCCCGUUUGCGGACCCUCCGAACCAGUCUCGGAACCAACCCGAUGUCUCUGACGUUGGUUUUGGCUAUGUGAACGCACAAGACUCUACGCAGCAUGUACCUCAUCAUGCGGCACCGGUGUCACCACUGAAAAGCGCCUUAAAGGUACCAGGGACACCGGCUCGCACAUUAAACCCCCUUAGCCCAACUUUCCGUGAAGAGUUCAAUCUAGAAAAGCAGGAGAAGCAGGCAGAGAAAGCAAACGCAAAAGACCUGGCUAUCAAAGUGCGUGUUAGAGUGGCCAAGAUCUUCCUUCGCUUCGUCAGCUUUGGUUGUAGUAUAAUUGUUCUUGCCAUUUUAUGUACGACUUUGACCAUCUUCCACGCGACCAAGAAUCUACCUUCAAGGAGUGGCACCACAGCUUGGGCCGUUGGUACCAACCCAUGGCCACAAUACUUGCUCCUAGCGACUGCGUGUUUGUCGCUGCUCGCUUGCCUGGCUGUUUUCUGGACCUGGAGAAAACGUGGCUAUAAGCGUGCAGAGAAGGUUGCGGUCUACUACUCGAUAUUUUCCGUCGGUUUCUUCGGAUUUACCCUCAUUCUGUGGGUUGUGGUUGCAGCCGUCUACCAGAAUUCCAAGUCCAAUGGAGGCAACCAGGAUCUUUGGGGUUGGUCGUGUGUAACAGGUAACCAGCGAGCGACAGUGUACGCCAAUGAUAUUGACUAUCCGCUCUUGUGCCGACUCCAGGACUGGGGGCUAGUCUGCGCAGUCAUUGAAAUCGUUGUCGAAGUCUUGGUUGUUCUUAUCUAUGCCGUUGUCUUCUACCGAUUCUGGUCCAAGCGUAAGCUCGCCAAGUCCAUGGGUCGCCGAGACAAGGCCCGAUCAGACUUGUACCUAGCCCAGCUACGACUUCAGUCCGCCCCCAACACCCCAGGGUUCCCAUUAAGCCCCAAAUCACCGUGGGUCUCAACAACAAUACAAGAUCCCUACUCCCAAGCAGAGAAAGGGGAGGGGACUGCUACGCAGUUUGCAACUCCUGUCUCUCCAACCAGGCCUAAGCCAACUUUUCAACUCCAACCGCCUCCUAUUCGUGUGCAGAACGCGACUCCAAAGACAGAGCAGGGAGAGUUUUCCGCUCCGGCCCCUACGCCGUCUCCUCCCCAGGAGCACAUGAGUGCCGCGCCAGGAGAGCGAACAUACGAAGCUGUGCCGAUCCCCGGCGCCUAUGCUAGUCCAAUGACACCGAGCUUUCCCCAAGGGGCCCGCUAA
This is a messenger RNA of Aspergillus puulaauensis, 1485 nucleotides long. RefSeq lists its product as uncharacterized. The coding region runs from base 1 to 1485 and encodes 494 amino acids. The record is from RefSeq and is a predicted model, not a curated record. The transcript has 3 exons. Lineage: Eukaryota; Fungi; Ascomycota; Eurotiomycetes; Eurotiales; Aspergillaceae.